AUUAAUUAAGAAUAAGUCAACAUGGGUAAAGGUACUCCAUCUUUAGGUAAACGUCAUAACAAGUCCCACACUUUAUGUAACAGAUGUGGUCGUCGUUCAUUCCACAUUCAAAAGAAGACCUGUUCUUCAUGUGGUUACCCAGCUGCUAAAUUAAGAUCUCACAACUGGGCUUUAAAAGCUAAAAGAAGACAUACCACCGGUACCGGUAGAAUGGCUUACUUAAAACAUGUUUCAAGAAGAUUUAAAAAUGGUUUCCAAACUGGUGUUGCCAAAGCUCAAAAUAAAGAUGCUUAAGUUUAAAAAACUUUUCUUGUUCCAUAAUUUAAUAUAAUUCAUAAAUCAAACAAACAAACAAACAAACAAACAACCCCCUCCAUAUACUAUAUAAAAAUAUAAUUUAAAGGUGUUUAUUGCUUAUCCGAUGUUUAAUCUA
This is a messenger RNA of Scheffersomyces coipomensis, 433 nucleotides long. RefSeq names its product 60S ribosomal protein eL37 (gene RPL37B). Gene Ontology annotation, biological process: translation. Gene Ontology annotation, molecular function: structural constituent of ribosome; RNA binding. The transcript is spliced from 2 exons. Gene Ontology annotation, cellular component: cytosolic large ribosomal subunit; ribosome. The record is from RefSeq and is a predicted model, not a curated record. Bases 22 to 294 code for a protein of 90 amino acids. NCBI's taxonomy places the organism in Eukaryota, Fungi, Ascomycota, Pichiomycetes, Serinales, Debaryomycetaceae.